AUGUCGAGUGCUGAGGGAGCAUCUACAACCACCGGCCGAAGCGACGGCGGCUCUAGAGGACGCGGCCGUGGCGGAGGCGGAGGUGGAGGCGGAGGAAGAGGAAGUCAAGGCCAGAAUCGGGGCGCCAAACGAGGAGGAAGAGGCGGCGGCGGCAAUCGAGGGCAGGGACGAGGACAAAAGGGCCCAGAUUCAGCUUCAGCUGCUCCACCCGAUGCUGCUGGCCAAGCUGGGCUUGCGGCGCCGGCAACUGGCAUCAAGGAGAACAAGGCUGCCUUGGCCACUGCCCCAGAGCCCGACGACGAUGACGAUGCCGAGGUCUGCUUCAUCUGCGCCAAUCCUGUUGCUCAUCACUCCAUUGCGCCGUGCAACCACAAGACAUGUCACAUCUGCGGUCUGCGCAUGAGGGCGCUGUACAAGACCAAGGACUGUGCUCACUGUCGUACGUCAGCUGCGUUUGUCAUCUUCACCGACGAUGCCGAAAAGAGAUUCGAAGACUACACAGACAGGGACUUCACCACCACCGACAGCAGCAUCGGCAUCAAGUACACAAACGAGGACAUUGUUGGUGACACCGUCCUCCUGCUGAGAUACAACUGCCCAGACGAGUCGUGCGACUUUGCCGGCCUGGGCUGGGCCGAUCUGCAUCGCCAUGUCAAGUCGGCGCAUCGCAAGCGCAUGUGUGACCUCUGCACCCGUAACAAGAAAGUAUUCACCCACGAGCACGAGCUGUUCACCGACAAGGAGCUGGAAAAGCACAUGCGCCACGGUGACGACAAGCCGGGCGCUGCCGAUCAGACGGGCUUCAAGGGCCACCCCCUGUGCGGCUUCUGCGGCGAACGGUUCUAUGACGACGACAAGCUGUUUGAGCACUGCCGCAUGAAGCACGAGCGGUGCUUCCUCUGCGAUCGUAGGGACUCUAGACAGCCCCAUUAUUUCCUCAACUACGACGAGCUGGAGAAGCACUUUAAGAAGGACCACUUUUUGUGCUCUGACCGGGGAUGCUUGGAGAAGAAGUUUGUCGUCUUCGAGUCUGAACUGGAUAUGCAAGCGCAUAACCUCGCUGAGCAUGCCGGCAAACACGUGGGCCGAGACGCCCGGCUUGUCGACAUCUCUGCCUUUGAUAUCCGCCAGUCAUAUCAACAGGAAAGACGUGGAGGUGGAGGAGGUGGUGGAGGAGGUGGUGGCGGCCAGCGAGAUGGAGAAGGACGAUCGCGAGCCAGAGGAAGAGCCAACAGGGGGAGGGACCCCAACGAAGACAGCAUAUUGCCUACCGUGUCUUCAGCCGUUCCUCUACGGAGAGACGAACUCGCGUUCCAGCGGCAGAUGGCCAUCGUCUCGGCACCCUCAGGCUCCAACCGGACGUUCCGUGGCCAGCUAUCGGCCCCUACUCCUGCCCCUGCUGCUGCUCCCGCUCCCGCUCCCUCUACCGCCCCCGUAACCCCCACCCUCGCCCCAACACCUGCUCAAGCUUCCUCAACUCGGAAUGCUGCUCAGGCACCAUCAAGGCCCCGGAGCGUUGGCCCAGGCGCCGGCCCCGCUGCUCCCACGAGUGCCAUUGAGAAUCUCAGCCUUACCGACACGGCCAACCUCUCGGCCGACGAGCGGGCUCGUCUGGUUCGCCACGGCAGCGUCAUUGAGCGAGCCGCCAACCUGUUGGGCAACGACUCACACAAGAUGGCGGCAUUCCGUAGCCACAUCUCGACGUAUCGCCAGGGAGGCUUCACAGCACCUCAGCUCGUCGAGGCCUUCUUCACGCUCUUUGCCGAUGUUUCCUCCAAUGCCCUUGGAAUCCUGGUGCGAGAGUUGGCCGAUCUGUUCGAUGACAAGAGCAAAGCCGACAGCCUUAGAAAGGCCUGGCACGACUGGCGUGCCAUCAACGAAGAUUAUCCUAGCCUGCCCGGCCUCGGAGGCAUGCAGGGAGCAACGUCGAGCUCCAGUGGGUGGGCAAGUGCUGCCGCCACGAACACAAACUUCACCGUCGUCGGUGCAUCGCAACGAAACUCAACGAGGGUCCUCAAGCUGAAGAAUAGCACUCGGUUAGGCGGUCCGGCACCCAACCCGGUGAGAAGCGUUCCCGGCUGGGUCCCGGCAUCCUCGUCCUCCAAGCCGCCGUCAUCAUCAGCAUUCCCCUCUCUGCCGCCACCAUCUUCAUCAUCAUCAUCAGCCGCCGCGCGUGUGGCUUCUAGUGCAUCUGCUCCAUCUUGGACAGCUUCAUCGUCCUCGCAGUCGACGCAGUCUCGCGGACCCCCGCCACCCAACACUCGCGCCGAAGAUGCUUUCCCUGCGCUCCCUGCGGCACCCAAGCCACAGACGACCAUCUUUGGAUACGGCAAGGGCCGCGGCGUGAGACGAGACUUUGGCCAGCAGGAGUCCAACUUCCAAUGGGGAGCUGCGCCGGCAUCGUCGUCUGCGGCGGCUGAGCUACAAGAGCCUGAUGAUACUGAGGCGACGGGCGGCAAGGGAAAGAAGGGAGGAAAGAAGGGCAAGAAGCAGAUUCUGGUGCAGUGGGGAUAA
This is a messenger RNA of Trichoderma aggressivum f. europaeum, 2514 nucleotides long. RefSeq lists its product as uncharacterized. The transcript has 2 exons. Gene Ontology annotation, biological process: protein ubiquitination; rescue of stalled cytosolic ribosome. Gene Ontology annotation, molecular function: ribosome binding; ubiquitin protein ligase activity. Bases 1 to 2514 code for a protein of 837 amino acids. The record is from RefSeq and is a predicted model, not a curated record. NCBI's taxonomy places the organism in Eukaryota, Fungi, Ascomycota, Sordariomycetes, Hypocreales, Hypocreaceae.